CAGGUACACAUCUGGCCUCAAGACAUGUCCUGCUGUGACCAGUGCGUGCCAUGCCAGCCCUGCGGCCCAACUCCUCUGGCCAGCAGCUGCAAUGAGCCCUGUGUCAGGCAGUGCCAGCCCUCCACCAUCGUCAUCCAGCCCUCUCCCGUGGUGGUGACCCUGCCCGGACCCAUCCUCAGCUCCUUCCCGCAGAACACCGCCGUUGGAUCCUCCACCUCCGCUGCUGUUGGCAGCAUCCUCAGCUCUGAGGGUGUACCCAUCACCUCGGGGGGCUUGGACCUCUCCUGCAUUUCCAACCGCUACUGUGGCAGAAGGUGCACCCCUUGCUAA
Molecule: messenger RNA, 330 nt
Organism: Phasianus colchicus (ring-necked pheasant)
Lineage: Eukaryota; Metazoa; Chordata; Aves; Galliformes; Phasianidae
Source: RefSeq, a predicted model, not a curated record